AUGCAAGAAGAUUUUAGUUAUAAUGAUGUUGAUGAUCAAUGUCUAGAAAACGAAAUAAUUGGUACACAAUGGAUAACGUAUACUUGUGAUCUAUUACGUUCUCGUACAUGCAGACACUAUUUCAUUGACUAUUAUAAUAUUUUAGACAGUUAUACAACAGAUACAUUAGAUACAGCGUGCCAAAUUUUGGAAAAUGUUGAUUUAUCUGAAGUAGAUCAGACAUCAAUAAUGAAGACUCCGCACGAUGUUGUUACUCUACACUUCGAACAUAUGAAACAAUGGGUUGGUCAAUUGAACGUAAAAGAUGUUUUGAAUGCAAUUAGUAAUUUUACUACACUGAAAUUGAAACUAUUUCCCAACAGACCGUUUGGACGUGAUAUACUUUUGAAGAUAACAAUGCUAUUAAAUGCAUCGGCCCUAUCAGAUGGUGAUAAACAAAAUAAUUUAUUAGUUUGGAAACAUUUAUUUUUGGAUACAGAUGAUGGUGAGAUAGAAGGUGGAAGUAUUGAACAUAAAUGUACUGAAUGGUUAACAGAUCCAAUGGAUAUAAUUGGUGGCCUAGCAAUAGCAGCAUUUUUUAUGAAAUGGGUAAACGACGUUGUUACAACUUGGUCGAUGUUAAAUUCAAUUAAAAAUUCAAAUUUUGAUUUAUUAAUUCGACUAUUGUAUAUGACGAAUAAAACAGGAAUAUUUAAAGUACAAAGAGAUGAAUUACUUCAGUCGUAUUUACCAAAUGCCGUAAACCCUUAUUGCCAGCAAACAUCAACAAGUCUGUCGAUUAUUGAUGGUUCACAUGCAAAUGGUGGUACAACACUGAUAGAUAUAAUUAAAAAAAUAUAUGAGACCAGUACGAUAUCACCAACCACAAUUUCAUCCGAAACGUUAGCUUCAGCAACAGAAGAAGAUAAUACAGCUGUAACAACAAUCAAUGAUUUAUAUCAACUGGGUAAAUUAAACAAUGGUGAAUUCAAAAACAUGUCUGAUAAUGAUGAUUAUAUGAAUCAAUAA
Didymodactylos carnosus is the source of this 1008-nucleotide messenger RNA. The record is from the annotation of a GenBank genome assembly. NCBI's taxonomy places the organism in Eukaryota, Metazoa, Rotifera, Eurotatoria, Philodinida, Philodinidae.